ACCUGGAAAGAUUUGUUCAGCUAGAAGUUACAAGUACAUAUUUUAUGCUGUCAUAGCGAUAGGACGCACAAAAUUCAUACUUCGUUCAACACAUUAACGCCGCUUGUUCGGUCGUUGGACACAUUUGCUCUAAAAACAACGAUAACGUUAACUAGCUAGCCACCUGUUGAUGCAGCGAGCAUCUUUGUUUACAUUUUUACGAGGCUAGCUGUGCUAGCUAGUUUGCUAUUCUCUGCUGUAGUCACAGAUGUUUGAGUUUUGAGUUAGAUGAUUAAGUUGUCGGUUUUCUCUACCUUUCCAACGAGUCACUCAAGUUGGAAAUGUUGCAGGAGCACCUGAAAGCUAACCUCAGCAGGUCAAGUUGAUUAGCUGGGGGUUCGGCAUGCAGUCAUCGUUAGUCCAAUGUUUGAGAACGGGGAGAUAUUAACCCAAGAUUUGGUCAGUCUGAGGAAUCUGCUUAGACUGACGGAGCACAGCCUGCAAAGUGUGGGAGAGAAACUGAGCCCCUUGUACAGUCAGUCAGAGGGUCAUGAGGAUGAGUAUGUGCAGCAGAGUCUUGAUCGCCUGAUCUUACAAGACCUGCAGACACCUGAUGUUCCUCUGUCCCAGUCAGGCUGUGUUUGCCAGGAGAGGCCUCUCAGUGGGACGGCUGAGAGACGUGCCGUUGCUGGCAGUCUCAGCCCACCUUACUCCAACUCCAGGUCUGCUUCAGUCAAACUCAGGUCAGUAGACAUGGAGUCCGUUUAUUUGAGGAAGAAAGUGGGCUACGUACGUCAGGAGAACGCCUGCCUGACUGUGCAGGAUGAGCAGCUCAUCAAAGACUUCGAUGCUAUGCAGUAUGAUCCGGCCACCUCCAAGUCUCAGCUCCACGUAAGAGGCCCCAGGGUUGGGGUUAAAAACAAUGUGGCAUUCAUGAGUGAGCGGAUUCGUCAGCUGGAAGCUGAGCUGGAGGCUCAAGGCAAAGAACUAAAGGCAGCAGAGCUUCGGGCUGAGUGUAGCCAGGAGGCAGCAGCCCACAGCGACAUUGUGGUGGCGACUCUCACCGAAGAGCUGAGUGUGCUCAGAGAAGAACUGGACAACAAGAUAGCACUAGGAAAAAGGGCUGAGCAACAAAGGAACCAAGCACUUGAAAAUGCAGAGAAACUCAAGGAAGCUUUCAGAGAUUACAAGGCCACAAUUUCCAUGAAGCUUAAGAGGGUGAUGGAGAGUGAGAGCAAACUAAAAGAGAGUCUUAUUGAGUGUGACAGAGAAAAAGAAAACCUGGAGAUGAAGUGUAGUGUGUUGCAGAGAGAAAAGGCAGAGCAGAGCCAAACAAUCAGCCAGCUGAAGGAGGAGAUGAGGCAGGCCAAGUGUUCGGCUGCUGAGCACUCAGACCUCCAGGGUAAGUUGGAGGAGGCCAGACAACGUUCUUCACUUCUGGAGCGGCAGCUUGUGGAGCAGGGAGCAGAGUGCAGAGAGUUGGCCUCUCUGCGCAGGGAGCUGGAAGACCUGCGGACUCUGACCCAGAGCCAGGAGCAGAGGGUGGCCCAGAGCCACAGAGAGGCUCAGCAGAGCCAGGAAGAGCUGUCCAGCCUGGAGGCCAUACUGGCCCUGCUGCAUCUACGAGAGGGUGCCUUGGGGCCACUUUGUGCCAGGCCCUGCAUGUUGCCCCCAGUGGACUUUUCAGGAACUGCACACCUGCUGAAGCUAAAGCAAGGUGAAGGUUACCAGCAGCUGCUGCGAGUCCUGCAGUCGACGGAAGCUGAGCAGACUAAACAGAGCAGUGUGGUUGAGCGUCUUCAGGAUCGUCUGAGCAGAGCCCAGGAGGAGAUCUCCUCCCUGCAGAGCUCCAUGGCCCAGAGAGCCUCCCACUACCAAAGCCUCCACACAGAACUGCUGGACAAAGUCAGCCAAGCCACUGACACAGAGAAAGAGUUGAAGAGAAAAAGUGCACGUGUAGCUGCGCUGGAGAAACAGUUACAGGAAAAAACUUCAGCCUACAGUCAAGCUGCACUGAAAAAUACUGAGCUUGAGAAUCAGCUACUGGAGAUGACCAGUAGUCUUCAACAUUACCAGUCACUGAUGAACAAAAAGCAAAGAGAGUAUCAACAGUCUUUGGACAAGUUUAAAAAAUCACAGUCUCAACAAUGCACGGAACAACAGCACAGAAUAAAAAUGUUGCAGUUGUCUAUAGAAGAGGCUCAGUCUCGGGCUUUGGAGAUGGAGCAGGAGCUUUGUUCACUCCAGAGGGAGCGAGACGAGGCUCAGAAAGCAGCUCUCUUGCUGCAGACCACUGUGGAACAGCUGACACAAGAGAAGCAGGUUGAAGUCAAACACAAUGAAGAGUUGAUGCAGAAUUUCAAACAGGAGGCAGCUCAGUCUGCCACCAAGGUGUGUGAGCUACAGUCGUCUCUGUCAGCGUGUAGAAAAGAACUGGCCUCAUACCUGCAGCAGAUGGAGGACGUAAAGACGAACUAUGAGAGUGAGCAGCAAAAGAACAAUGACAAGGUGUCUUCUCUGCAGGAGAAGCUCCACAGCACCAGCCUGGUUUGUCAGAGCUCCACUGAGCAGAACCUGCAGCUGCAGCUUUCUCUCCAGCAGCAGCAGACCAUGCUAACUGAGAGCACUACCCGCAUCUCUGAACUGGAGGAGAGCCAGAGCAAGCUGCAGAGACAGGUGUCCAGUCUAGAGCAGCAGCUGGAACGAGCCCGAGCCUCUCUGCAGAACGAGGUAAGGAACAGAGAGCAAGACGCCCAGGAGAAAGACAAGGACCUGCAGGAGAUCAACCAGCAAAACACUCAACUGUCUGUGUCUGUUACCCAUCUGACAAAAGAGAUGACAAAGUGUCGAGGGGAGCUGGUGUCUAAAGAGUCGGAGCUGCGGCGUCUGAGGAGGGAUGUCUCCGUCAAGACUCGCAUGGAGGAGAGCCUGCAACACAUGAAGAACCAGCUUGACAGCAAGAGUGACAUGGUCAUUGAUCUGGAGGAGAAGCUCCAUCGCUGCGAGGCAGACCGGCUCAACUGUGUCAAACGGGUCCAGGUCCUGGAGGGACAGCUGCAGGUGGUGCGGGGAGAGUUGGCUGAUACUCUAGAGCAGCUACAGAUACUCAAGGACAUUCUGCAGAGGACACAAACCAUCGCAGAUGAGCGGCAGGCUUCCGUAGAAAAACUGACUGUCCAACUUAGUGAGACACAGAGGGAGUUGGAAGAGAGAACUCAUGAGGUCUUAGACAUGGAUAAUGCACUGAAGGAGAGACAGGGGGAGCUCCAGCAGAGGGCACAGCUGCUGGGCCAGCUGGAUGUGGCGAUCAGAGAGCACAAGCAGGAGAUGGAGAAGAAGGUGGAGUCUCUGCAGCAGAGCCUUGAAACCAGAGAGAGAGAGCUGAGAGAUGCACAGAGGGAGCUCGUGGACAGAAACAUGAAGGAGUCCCAGGAGCUCGGCGAGCAGCUGCGUGUGUGUCAGAAGAAACUUCAGACUGUGCUACAGGAGCUUGAAGAAACGCAACAUCACUGUGAGGCUUUGACCAGACAGCUGGACGCCACCAAGCUGCAAACCAAGGAGAAGCAGGUCCGGCUGUGUGGUGUGGAGGAGGAGCUGGCUCAAAAAGAGGCGCGCUGGCAGCAGUCGGAGGCCAAGCUGCAGAGCAUGGUCACCUCUUUAGAGCUGGAGCUGGAGCUGGAGCGGGAGCAGCACAGCAAGGAGCUGGAGUCCCUGCAGCAGACUCGAGGUCAACUCCUCAAAGUCUCCGAGCAGAUCUCCUCCACCAUGCGCUCAACUCAAGAGCAACUCACUGCUAAGCUUCAGCAGAGCCAGACCCAGCUCGAACAAGCCACAGCCCUGCUGGACCAGACUAAGACGGAGUUGGAUCUCGCCCGCAACCAAGCCAGUCACCUCCAAACACAGUUAGACCAGAGCCGGAGCCAGCAGCUUCAGAGUAAAACCCAGCUGGAGCAAAGCAGAAUUCUGUAUGAGCAGGCCAGAACCCAGAACAGUGACCUCCAUGCCCAGCUGGAGCAGCUCAGCACCCAGUUAAAUCAAGCAAGAGUCCAGACUACCAAGCUCCAGACUCAGCUCCAGGCCUGUGAGAAGUCGAUGGAGACCUCCAAUGAGUCGGUGCUCAUCAAGGAGUCUGAGGUGACCCGUCUCCAAGCCAGGAUCUCCAGUCUGGAGCGAGCUGCUGACCGCCAGAAUCUUCACAAUCACACACUCUAUCUCCCAGCUCUGCACAAAUUCACACACUCCCCAGAGCAUUCCUCCUCUGCUCACUCCCCUCCAUCCUCCCCUGAGAAGCUUCAAACAACUGUCCACUCCCCAACAUGCACACGAAGUUGCUCAUCACCCCCCGCUCACACAUACCCUCAGCCCACCUCAGCCCCUCACCUAUCCGACAGCCACAAAACUGGCAGUUGGCUGCAGAGCAGUAGCAUCGACUCCUCCCUGGACCUCCCUCUGAGCCUGAAGGCAACACUGAGGGAGGCUUUGAGCAAGCCGCCGUGGGAGUCUUCCUCCUCCUCCGUCUCCCCUUUCCCAGACAAGAUGGACCACAGCUGGCAGAGCCCAAGCAUCAUGGACGCCACAGCAACCUCUGACCUCUCCUUCAACCCCCUCACAUACAUGUUGGGCACACAGGAUGACGGAAACCCCAACGUGGAGGCUACCUCGAUACAAGAGGGAGACAGUGAACCGUUGAGCGAGUCGAGGAGGGAGUCAGUGGGCACGCUGGUGGGGGAGGAGGAGGAGGUGGAUAUGAGUUCACUGACAGGGAUGCUGAGGUUUGUUAAUCAGACGUUAGCCAUGCAGGAGGACCCUUCUUUAUGGAGCUCCACAGGGUUAUCACAGACCUGACGCAGCCCCGCACUCCAGGUAAAAACACCACUCCUUGUCUCAUAA
Molecule: messenger RNA, 4869 nt
Organism: Xiphias gladius (swordfish)
Lineage: Eukaryota; Metazoa; Chordata; Actinopteri; Istiophoriformes; Xiphiidae
Gene: ccdc18
Product: coiled-coil domain containing 18
Exons: 25
Source: RefSeq, a predicted model, not a curated record